AGAAACAAUCUUUCCAAUGCUUGCCGCCCGAUAAAUAUGUAUUUAAUUAUUGAUAUCGUUCAUUUGCGUCCAAGCGGCGCGCGCUGCCAUUGCUAGAAAAAAAAUCAUAAAAAAAGUAAAUUAAAAUGAGCAAAGAGAAGGACAAUGCCGCUUUCGACCCUUUCCCGGAGGAUUCCCCUCCUGGUAACCGUCCGGGACCCGCGUCGGCUUUCAAACCACCACCUCUGGAAGUCAACGAUGAAAAGAAAGAGAACCCAGAAAUUGAUAAUGUGCCCCAGCGAGCAACAUGGGGGAACCAGAUAGAAUUCCUCAUGUCCUGUAUAGCCACAUCUGUGGGCCUCGGCAACGUGUGGCGGUUUCCCUUCGUGGCGUACAAUAACGGCGGUGGCGCCUUCCUCAUUCCUUACAUUAUAGUACUAUUUGUAAUUGGUAAACCUAUGUACUAUCUUGAAUGCGCAAUAGGCCAGUUCAGUACAAGAAAUUCUGUGAAGGUUUGGGCACUGGCGCCUGCAAUGAAAGGCACGGGCUAUGCUCAGGCUUUUGGCACGGCUCUCAUCUUGUCGUACUACGUGUCGAUCAUCGCCCUGUGCCUGUACUACCUGGUGUUCAGCUUCCAGUCUACCCUGCCGUGGGCCGUGUGCGACGAGUCCUGGACCGACGUGCUGUGCGUGCCCUCCGGCGAGGCCGGGGAAGGCGUUCAUGUUGAGAACGGCACAAGCAGUGCCGAGCUGUUCUUCCUGAGGACAGUGAUUCAACAGAAGGACACCCUUGCUGGCGGGCUUGGCUUGCCGGUCUGGUACCUAGUGCUGUUCCUGCUCCUGUCCUGGUUUGUCAUCUUCUUGAUCGUGGCGCGCGGAGUGAAGAGCUCCGGCAAGGCCGCCUACUUCCUCGCUAUCUUCCCUUACUUCGUUAUGGUUAUUCUCCUGAUUAGUACUUGCACGUUGGAUGGAGCCGGGACGGGAAUUUUGUUCUUCUUGACUCCCCAGUGGGAUAAACUCAUUGAACUCAAUGUGUGGUACGCAGCUGUGACGCAGGUGUUCUUCUCUCUGUCCGUGUGCCAGGGCUGCAUCAUCAUGUUCUCCUCAUAUAACGGCUUCAGACAAAACGUGUACAGAGACGCCAUGAUCGUCACAACAUUGGAUACAUUCACGAGUCUCCUGUCCGGUAUCACCAUCUUCGGCAUCCUGGGUAACCUGGCGCAUGUGCUGGGCCGAGAGGUGCUGGAUGUAGUCGGUGAGGGCGGCACGGGCCUGGCCUUCAUAUCCUACCCUGAUGCUAUCGCGAAAACGCCCGUGCCUCAGUUGUUCUCCGUGCUGUUCUUCGUGAUGAUGUCGGUGCUGGGCGUGGGCUCGGCCGUGGCGCUGUUGUCGUCCGUGAACACGGUGCUCAUGGAUACCUUCCCGCGAGUGCCUACUAUCGUCAUGUCGGCUUGUUGCUGCACGGUCGGCUUCGCCAGCGGGCUCAUCUAUGUCACUCCUGGUGGUCAAUGGGUGUUAGAGCUUGUAGAUCACUUUGGCGGAACGUUCUUAAUCCUGUUCACUGGUAUUGCUGAAAUUGUCGGAGUCAUCUGGAUUUACGGUCUGGAGAACCUGUGCCUCGACAUCGAGUUCAUGCUGGGCCUGAAGACCAGCGUCUACUGGCGGUGGUGCUGGGGCAUCAUCGCUCCUGCCAUGAUGAUAAUAGUCUUCAUAUACGCCUUAGUAACUAAUAAUUUCGGCGGUGAUGCCUUCCCGGAUGUUGCGAUCGCAAUGGGAUUUGUCAUUCUUGCCCUUGGCAUACUACUGAUUCCCAUCUUCAUUGCUGUAACAAUGUUCAAGUACAGAACUGGAAACUUGACACAGACGGUCAAACUAGCCUUCACUAAAAAGCCGUCCUGGGGCCCAGCCAACAAGGACACGAAGCAAGAGUGGGCCCUCUUCAAAGCGGAUGCCAAGCAGGCGAGACAGAAACGCACCACAUCCAAGGUCAAACACAUAGGCCUCAGCUUAUUAGGCUCCUACAGGAGAGGAGUGUAAUUAAUAGGUAUAUGUAGUUUGUUAAUUGGAUAUUGUACUCAUAAUUUUAGAACAAAACGGGACUUAAUCGCGUAAACACUUCCAUUUAUAUUUGGCCCGACGUUUCGAACAUCACAUGUUCGUGGUCACGGGUAGACUGGCGAGGAAUAGCAUCAACAUCUU
Leguminivora glycinivorella is the source of this 2177-nucleotide messenger RNA. Its product is annotated as sodium-dependent nutrient amino acid transporter 1-like. Gene Ontology annotation, biological process: sodium ion transmembrane transport. Bases 126 to 2015 code for a protein of 629 amino acids. Gene Ontology annotation, cellular component: membrane. The record is from RefSeq and is a predicted model, not a curated record. Lineage: Eukaryota; Metazoa; Arthropoda; Insecta; Lepidoptera; Tortricidae. The transcript is spliced from 14 exons. Gene Ontology annotation, molecular function: L-amino acid transmembrane transporter activity.